AUGGCGGCUGAUAUUAUUUCAACAGUUGAAUUUAAUUACUCUGGUGAUCUUCUUGCAACAGGAGACAAAGGUGGCAGAGUGGUUAUAUUUCAAAGGGAACAAGAGAAUAAAAGCCGUCCUCAUUCUAGGGGAGAAUAUAAUGUUUACAGUACCUUUCAGAGUCACGAACCUGAAUUUGACUACUUGAAAAGUCUAGAAAUUGAGGAAAAAAUUAAUAAAAUUAGGUGGUUACCACAACAGAAUGCUGCUCAUUUCCUGCUGUCUACAAAUGAUAAAACUAUUAAAUUAUGGAAAAUAAGUGAAAGGGAUAAAAGAGCCGAAGGUUAUAAUUUAAAAGAUGAAGAUGGAAGACUUAGGGAUCCUUUCAGAAUCACAGCACUACGGGUGCCAAUAUUGAAACCCAUGGACCUAAUGGUAGAAGCGAGUCCCAGAAGGAUAUUUGCAAAUGCACAUACUUAUCACAUAAACUCUAUUUCAGUAAAUAGCGAUCAUGAAACAUACCUUUCUGCAGAUGACCUAAGAAUUAAUCUAUGGCACUUAGAAAUCACAGAUAGAAGUUUUAAUAUUGUAGAUAUUAAGCCUGCUAACAUGGAGGAGCUGACAGAAGUGAUUACUGCUGCAGAGUUCCACCCUCAUCACUGUAACGUGUUUGUCUACAGCAGUAGCAAAGGAACUAUUCGACUGUGUGACAUGCGUUCCUCGGCCCUCUGUGACAGGCAUUCGAAAUUUUUUGAAGAACCUGAAGAUCCUAGCAGCAGAUCAUUUUUUUCAGAAAUAAUAUCAUCGAUAUCUGAUGUAAAAUUCAGUCACAGCGGUCGAUACAUGAUGACAAGAGACUACCUUUCUGUUAAAGUGUGGGACCUCAAUAUGGAAAACAGGCCUGUAGAGACAUAUCAAGUUCAUGAGUAUCUUCGAAGCAAGCUUUGUUCCCUUUACGAAAAUGACUGCAUCUUCGACAAAUUUGAAUGCUGCUGGAAUGGUUCUGAUAGUGCUAUCAUGACUGGAUCGUACAACAAUUUCUUUAGAAUGUUUGACCGAAACACGCGACGGGACAUCACUCUAGAGGCGUCCAGGGAGAGCAGCAAACCUCGUGCCAUCUUAAAGCCGCGUAAAGUGUGUACAGGUGGUAAAAGAAAGAAGGAUGAAAUAAGCGUUGACAGUCUGGACUUCAACAAGAAGAUUCUUCAUACAGCAUGGCAUCCCAUGGAGAACAUCAUUGCUGUAGCUGCCACCAAUAAUUUGUAUAUAUUCCAGGACAAGAUUAACUAAAGAUGACUUAUUGAGGACAGAGUCGUCGUCUUGCAUAGUUAAGCUCAGUUGUUUAUCUGUAAAAGAGAAGGCCUUGUUGUCCUACCAGUGAAGAACAUUGAUGCACUUACUUCCCUCUAGAUAAAGGAGAGGAUCUGGCCUGGGUUUUGAGUUCAUGGUGUCGUUCUGCCUUCAGUGGGGGUAGGGAGUGUCAGCCGCGGUGUUCUGGGAGAACCCCUCGAGAGGCAGAACUGAUGGACAGUGCUCAAUGAGGCCAAUACUCAAAACAAAUGUAUUUAUUAAAGUCUGAGCCUUCCUUUCCAGUUUAUAGACCAAAAAUUUAACACCCAAGAAGAAAAAUUGUCAUAAAAAUGUAAUUUCUAUCUCUCGCGCUCUUUCUCUGCUGUAAUAUUUGGGCCUUUCAAAACAUAUAUUGUGCUUAAUGCCUGUAAACAUUCCUCCUCUGGCCUGUAUCUAGGCUUAGGUGUUUUUACCUUUGAGCACUUAGGUAGGUCUUGAGUUGGGUUCGUAGACAGGUUUCCAUGAAUAUUUACUCACCAACUGUAUCUAUACCCACACCUUCUGGUGUAAACCACUUAAUAAAAUAACAAGCUAUAAAAAGUGUUUUUAAAUCUGAAGGUAUGUAUUCAGUCUUUUUAUUUUUUUAUUGCAUGUACUGAGAUUGUGCAAAAUAAUUCUGAUGGGCAGGUUUUAAAAUGUUUGCUCCAAAACACUGAUUUUUGGCAGACUAAUACAAACGUUUUUGUGUAGUGUCUCAAAUUCUAAAUUUAGAGUUUCCAUGAAAUUGUCAUUUAGUUUCAGUUGCACUGGUUUUCGUGUAGAAUGCUGUCUGUGUACCAA
Messenger RNA from Charadrius vociferus (killdeer), 2109 nucleotides. It is a transcript of the gene PPP2R2D, whose product is annotated as protein phosphatase 2, regulatory subunit B, delta. Gene Ontology annotation, cellular component: cytosol; protein phosphatase type 2A complex. Bases 1 to 1269 code for a protein of 422 amino acids. The transcript has 9 exons. Gene Ontology annotation, molecular function: protein binding; protein phosphatase regulator activity. The record is from RefSeq and is a predicted model, not a curated record. Gene Ontology annotation, biological process: peptidyl-serine dephosphorylation. Lineage: Eukaryota; Metazoa; Chordata; Aves; Charadriiformes; Charadriidae.